Messenger RNA from Erythranthe guttata (spotted monkey flower), 873 nucleotides. RefSeq names its product C2H2-like zinc finger protein (gene LATE). Gene Ontology annotation, biological process: negative regulation of abscisic acid-activated signaling pathway. NCBI's taxonomy places the organism in Eukaryota, Viridiplantae, Streptophyta, Magnoliopsida, Lamiales, Phrymaceae. The record is from RefSeq and is a predicted model, not a curated record.
AGUAGUACUGUUCAUCAACAAGAUAUCUUGAGUAGUAGUAGUCUUGAGUGUUGUGAUUGCAUGUGCUUUUGUCACUACUAAUACAGGAAAAAAUAAAUAAUGGAUAAAAAAUCAGCAAAUAAUAAUAAAAAUGGAGAUGAAGAAGAAGGAGAAGCAAGUAGAAAGAAAAGCUUCCCUUGUCUGUACUGUUCUAGAAAGUUCCACAGUUCUCAAGCUUUAGGUGGCCACCAGAACGCUCACAAGAAAGAGAGAACCGCCGCCCGGAGGAAUAAGAGGGCCUGUGAUCAGUACGCCGCCGCACUCAACGGUUUUUCUCCGCCGAUGAUGUUCUCCUCCAACAACUAUCACCACCCCAUCGGCAUUUUCAACCCUUCUUCUGCUGCUGCUGCUUUUAUCACCGCCCAUGGCGCCAGUCUCUGCCAGUUCCAGAGCCACCAGAUGAUGGGCGGCGGCGGUGGUCCGCGGUUUGAGAAUGCUGGGUUUUACCGAAGCAAGUUUUUGAGCGGGGUGCGCCGCGAUGAUGAGGUGGAUCUCCGGAGCUUCGCGAAUUGGGAAAGGAGCAUCAGAUACGGCGGCGGUGGUUUAGGGGAAGAACGCCGGCAGGAGGGUUUUCCGGUGGCGGCGGAUAACGGUACUGAAGGCGGGAAUCAUGGGGUUGAGGUUAAGAAUAUUAAUAAGGAUAAGAAGCUUGAUUUGUCGCUUCAUUUGUAGAGAAGAUGGCCAUGGCGGCCGGAGUUUACUUGCUGUGUUUUUUUAAUUUUAAUUUUUUUCUAAACGACGACGUAUGGUAAUUAGUAGUGGCAAUUUUGGAUUUACUUGCAUUGCAUGUAAUGUAAUACUAAUUUGAAUAAAUUGAGGGACUUUUACUUAUGC